Messenger RNA from Ascoidea rubescens DSM 1968, 1894 nucleotides. Its product is annotated as kinase-like protein. NCBI's taxonomy places the organism in Eukaryota, Fungi, Ascomycota, Saccharomycetes, Ascoideales, Ascoideaceae. The record is from RefSeq and is a predicted model, not a curated record. The coding region runs from base 203 to 1894 and encodes 563 amino acids. The transcript has 3 exons. Gene Ontology annotation, biological process: protein phosphorylation. Gene Ontology annotation, molecular function: protein serine/threonine kinase activity; ATP binding.
UGUUUUAAUGGUCAAAAUCUGUAGUUUAUAUUUCCUGUUUUCCCAGCAAAUACCCAAGAGCUUUGAUAUAUUUUCAUCACUUUGAAUACUCAAGAUACCUGCUACAUAAUAAUGAAUGAUUAUUCUCUGAGAUCAAGCUGAUUAAUAAUCGAAAUCAAAGUGUUAGAAAACAGAGUUAAUAACAGUUCCCUAAUCCUAUAUCAUGUCAUGUUUAACUGUGAAGGUGUAUAAUGGUAAAAACUUCAACCUACCAUUUGGUUUGAUCUUAAAUGACUAUGUUCUCCAAAAGAUCGCUGACUGUUCUGAUAGCUGUAACAAGUCAUAUCUAUUCAACAAUAUCAAAAAGGUUUCUUCGUAUUUAAACACAGUUCCCAAUAUUUAUCCUAAUUCAAAUAACAACACCAACAAUAGUAAUGAUAACAGUUCAAAUUAUAUUAAAAAUCCAUUAGUUUAUACUACCAUAGAAUUCGAUAAGGCUGUUUCUUUAGUUGAACCUUGUGCAGGCUUUAUAAGAAACCCAAUAUUUAACAAUGUGUCUGCUUUUGAUGUUUCUCAGAUUUCGAUAAACAAUGCAGUUCAAUCCAAUAAUCAACACGAAUAUAACUGCAACUACUUGGUCUUAGUUAUCCAAGUCUUUAUAAAAAUUCCAAAUAUUCUUAUACCCAGGUUUUAUUUAAAUUCAAAACUAAAUUCAAAAUCACCUUCACAAGAUAUCCUAUUAGGAUAUUCCAGGAUUCCUUUAGAUUUAUCUUCGUAUAACUCAAAAAUUCGGUUAUUAAAUCAUUAUUGGUUAAAAUUUGGUUAUGUCUGUAUAACCGUCGACUAUAGACCAGUUAUUAAAAAUUCUCUAUUAUCCUUACCUUCUUCUUCGAGUUCUAACAACUCAUCUUCUCUGGCAUUAUCUAUCGAUAAAUUUGAUUUAUUAAAAGUCAUAGGCAAAGGUUCAUUUGGAAAAGUGAUGCAAGUUCGUAAAAAGGACACCCAAAGAAUUUAUGCUUUAAAAUCAAUAAGAAAAUCGCUUAUAAUAUCGAGAAUGGAAGUGAUUCACACUUUAGCUGAGAGAACUGUUUUAGCAAAAGUUAAAAACCCCUUUAUAACCUCCUUGAAGUUCUCUUUUCAGUCCAAUGAAAAAUUAUACUUGGUUUUAGAUUUCAUCAAUGGUGGUGAAUUAUUUUAUCAUUUACAAAAAGAAGGCAAAUUUGAUUUAAAAAGAUCAAAAUUUUAUAUUUCAGAAUUGUUCAGUGCUUUAAAUGCCUUGCAUGAGUUCAAUAUCAUUUAUAGAGAUUUGAAACCAGAAAAUAUCUUGUUGGAUUAUCAGGGUCAUAUUUCGUUGUGUGAUUUUGGCUUAUGCAAACUAAAUCUUGCUUCUGAUGAUAAAACAAAUACGUUUUGUGGAACUCCUGAAUAUUUGGCUCCUGAGUUGCUACUAAACAAAGGUUACACCAGGUCUGUUGAUUGGUGGACUUUGGGUAUAUUACUCUAUGAAAUGUUGGUUGGUUUGCCACCAUUUUAUGAUGAAAAAAUCCCCAUAAUGUACAAAAAAAUCCUAAAUGACAACUUGCUCUUUCCCAGUGAUAUCGAUGAAUUGGCUCGAGAUUUAAUCCAAAGGCUAUUGAUUAGGAGUCCUGAAAAGAGAUUAGGCAGUGGAGUUAAUGGUGUUGAAGAUAUCAAAAACCACAGGUUUUUUCAUGAUAUUGAUUGGGAUCAAUUGAAUGGGAAAAAAUACACUCCUCCUUUUAAACCUCCGGUGAAUAAUGCCUUUGAUACUAGUAAUUUCGAUGAUGAAUUUACAAAUGAGAUGCCCACUGAUAGUGUUGUGAAUGAUUACUUGAGUAAAAGUGUUCAAAAGCAAUUUGAAGGUUGGACUUAUGUAGCAGAUAGCAAAUUAACAUAA